CGCGUGUGGCUGCGGCGCAGCCCCGCUGAGCUCAGUGUUGGUGGCCAACACUUGCGAAGUGAGCCAGGCAACAAUCCUAAAGUGUUCGAUGCUUCGGCCAUACUUCUCGAAAACCUGAACAUGGUUGGUGUUCUGGUUGUGGAACCCUGAUAUUUGGAAAAACGCGUCGAAGCUAUGACCGGCGAGAAAAGGAGCUCUGACCUCUCCAGACUCAGUGUCAAACGGGGAGGGAAGCUGAUAUCCAAAACAUUAAGCAAAUCGUCAUCGCCGCCUUCAAUCAGUGCACCGCCCAAGGCUGCUGUUGGCGCGUCGAAAGCAAAAAAAGAUGAAGUGCAACGGCGGAAGAACUCAUUCCAGGAUAUGUUCAAAAGCUCAUCGAGAGAUAAGGAUGGCGCACAUGCUCUAUUGUUGAACGUUUCCACCCCAGACGCGACUCUGCCGUCUUCAUCUUCAAGCCAUGGUGUAUCGCCAAGAACUGCAACCACCGAUGCGGCUGCAGACGGGAGUCGAUCUCUGAGGUCCGGAGAACCGUCAAAGUCAGACACUGACCGGCUGGCGGCACUCGAGAGGGCGUUUGCGCUUGCGCAAGAAGAGACGGCUACUCUUAGACAAGAACUGGACAGGGUGAAGCAAGAUGCACAGGCCGCAGCUGAGAUCUCUAGAUAUCAGGCUGACGAAGCACAUCGGCACGAAAGUAUCGUCGAGUCCCCUCGGCAAAAGCAUCAGAGGGUCGAUGAAAUUGAGGACGACCUCGUCGCCCAAAACCUCGAAUUACGCAGUCGCCUCACCGAACUAGAGGACGAGCUCACUACACGAUCCACCGUGCGUAGCGAAAAAGAUUGGGAUGAUCUGGCGUUGCGCCUUCACGAAGCCGAGAAGGAAUCGCAUUCACGCUUUCAACAAUUGCUGUCGCUCAAGUCUAGCAUCUCGUCCCUCACUCGUGCAGACUCGCAAGUCAGUGACAGCGAGCUUGCAGAUUCGUUCUCUCAGCUCGCAAACAGAGUCCGUGAAUGGACUGUAAAAAACUAUCGGCGAAACAGACCGAGCUUCGAUAAUCUUCCCAACACAACUAUCCAGACACUGCGGUCUAUUAAGGUCAAAUAUGAGGAAACUGAUGGAGCGGAAAAGCUUGCGCUCUAUCAGGCAAUUGUAUCUCGCACGCUAAUGCACAUAUUCGAAGAACCUCUAGUCGUCGGCAUGCCGGAUCAGGGUGUUUUUGCCGGGCUCAGAGCGUUUUUUGAAGGCACACAGCAUGUAGGCGCGGAGUCUUGGAGGCGAGCAACACUUCUAGUGGUGGAGAGAAGUGUGCAGAUGGCGACAAUUCGCGACUGGAGGGACAAGAAAGUGGAUAUGUUGGCUUCCGAGCUCGAAGCCACCAUGCGGUCUAUAUCCUCCACGGAUCUUACGACGAGCGCUCGAGCUGCACUGAUUGGUAUAUUGAAAUCCACAGCGGAUUUGCAGUGGACUCUCUGUAUGCAAAGAGCGAAGUAUUGCGUUGUGUUCCUCGACGCACUCCACGAUAAACACCGUCUCUUCGAUGACCGCGCAAUGGAGCCUGUCAACGACCUAGAGUACAGUCUAGGAGACGGAGUGGAGUUGGGCCAACGCGGAUCCGUCUUCUGUGUCUUCCCGUCCCUCGAAAAGAUCGAGAAUGGUAUUACAAACAUUGUCUUCAAAGCGAGGGUCUGCCGUGGAGUCGGGUAGUAUUAUCUGCAUUCACAUGAUCGGAUUUCUUCAUACAAUC
Messenger RNA from Boeremia exigua, 1744 nucleotides. RefSeq lists its product as uncharacterized. The record is from RefSeq and is a predicted model, not a curated record. Lineage: Eukaryota; Fungi; Ascomycota; Dothideomycetes; Pleosporales; Didymellaceae. The transcript is spliced from 2 exons. Bases 175 to 1704 code for a protein of 509 amino acids.